This is a messenger RNA of Saccoglossus kowalevskii, 1185 nucleotides long. RefSeq lists its product as uncharacterized. The record is from RefSeq and is a predicted model, not a curated record. NCBI's taxonomy places the organism in Eukaryota, Metazoa, Hemichordata, Enteropneusta, Harrimaniidae.
AUGACACAAGUUUAUAAAGCCACUCCUUUCUCAUAUUGCACACCAUCACGACCAAUGCGGAAAAGUUCCCGUUUUAAAAAGAAUGAGCAGGUUAUCGAUGAAAAUAAACCUCUCACAGGACAGUACUUGUCGGCUGUUGGAACGCCGUUACGGAGAACGCCACUCACACCAAAGUUUGAAGAGUUUAACAAGGAACUUCCAGCUGCAUUGAGGAAUAUUAGAAAGCGCAUUGAAAGUCAAAGUAAUGAUCUUGAAGAGAGUGAUGCAGAAGAGAAAGUUAGUCCUAGUUUGGCCCGACUUCGUAUGACACCUGGUGUUGCUCGACAGAAACAAAAGAUUCUGGAGCGUAAACAUCAUGCAGCAAAAUCCAAUAUAGAUAGUUUUAAUGUUGGUGGAGGUGUUUGCUUAUGGCCAGAAAUGGACAACAUGAGGUUAACAAGACAUGACAUGUAUUUAUUGACUGGUAUAUGUUUGGGGUUGGUGGUAUCUAUCUAUGUUUCAUUCAUAACCAUGCAUGGAGAACUUCAAUCGAAGCUUCGGUACUUUUCAAGAAGACUCGCAAUGUUGUGGAGUGAUCAUACAAUAGAAAGACUAAACCAGAAAGCAUUCAAUGAUUCCAUUCUGAGAUGGCAUUCUGCUUUCAGCAACAUCUUGGAUGACAUUCAUCAUGGUUUUGAUACUCGGUGGUCAGACACUUCAUUAAAAUAUUACAUCAGUCUUCUGUUGUAUAUUAGUGGCAUCAGUAUUUUACUUUAUUAUUUGAUGGAUAAUAUGUUUGCGAAGAAUAAGCUGACACCAAGACGUAUUAAAAUUUGGGUUUCAAUAUUGGUGUUGAUGAUAUUUUGGAGCAUACUGAUGGUAAAUCUGCUAUCUGAAGCUCAGCAAGUGGAAUAUUUGAUAGAAAUCAAUGUACACAGACUCAGUAAUGAAAUGGGCGAGCUGGUGUAUCUACAUCUAGAUCUUGGUCUAUAUAACAACAUUCUACAAUACUGGAGAAUUCGUUGUUUGCCUCCCACAACACAAGGUACACUUAGUAUUAUGGGAUUGCUACAAGUACGAGAUGUUACAUACUAUUUACAAUAUUACAGUUUGCCAGUUCUUACAGCACUGUGUACACCUAUUAUUAGGCUCAUUUUGGCCCUGAAGACAGUUUAUAGUCAGGAACAUCUAUCAAAAUCUAAAUGA